This is a messenger RNA of Physella acuta, 1077 nucleotides long. Its product is annotated as ribonuclease P protein subunit p30. Gene Ontology annotation, biological process: tRNA processing. Gene Ontology annotation, molecular function: RNA binding. NCBI's taxonomy places the organism in Eukaryota, Metazoa, Mollusca, Gastropoda, Physidae. The record is from RefSeq and is a predicted model, not a curated record. Gene Ontology annotation, cellular component: nucleolar ribonuclease P complex.
GAACAGCAGACUCUUGGAAACGCCAAUAAACAAGAUCUUUGUAAACAAAAAUGGCGCCGCCCGUGUUUAGUGACAUGAAUCUUGUUUGGAGUUCCAGUACAACACUCCUUGACAUGAUCGAAAUUGCAAUUGAGUUGGGAUUUGAACGAAUAGCAGUUAACAAGUUUAUUUCUAGCUUAGAAGGCGGAAAAGGGAAAAAACAUAACGAAAAGUUUGCUGUUUCUCAACCAUCUGAUAUUCUACUGAAUGAAGAAAGUUUAAAAUCACUAACGUUAAAAGGAAAAAAGUUUGAACAGCUUUCUCGUAUAACUGCUGUUAUAAAAGAUGCUUCAAACACCCACAGAUUGGGUUCUCCAGAUAUUCAGUCCUAUGAUAUUAUAGCAGUUCAACCAACAAAUGAAAAGACUUUCCAGCUUGCAUGCAGCACUUUAGAUAUUGACCUUAUCAGCCUGAACUUUACAGAAAGUCUUGGUUUCUCACUUAGAAGGCAACUUAUUAAUUUGGCAGCAAGCAGAGGAAUUUUUUUUGAGAUAGUCUAUAGUCCAGCACUUAUUAAUAAUCAAGCUAAAAGAUACAUUAUAGCAAAUGCCAUGUCGUUGAUCAAUGCUGCUGGGGGAAAGAAUAUAAUUAUAAGUAGCAGUGCUGAGAAGCCUAUAGACUUGCGAAGUCCAAUGGAUGUGAUGAAUUUAGCGAGAUUAUUUGGUCUGAAUCACUUUCAAGCAAAAAGUGCCAUUAGCAUCAACUGCAGAGCUGUUUUAAAGCAUGCAGAAACAAGGAAAACUUGUAAAUCUGUGGUUUCAGUUAAAACCAUAACCCCAAAAGAGGCAUGGAUUUUAAAAUUACAGUCCAAAGAACAGCAGCAAGUUGGGUCUAGUUCUAGUCAAGAUGAAGACAGUGAGGAUGAUGAUGAUGAUGAUGAUGAUAGCUCAGCACAAGAUGAACCAAAACUAAAGAAAAAAAAGUUGGUUUAAUUUUAAUUGUUAUUCUAUGCAUGUUUUUAUAAAUAUUAAAUAAUUUAAUCUUCAAAUACGUCUUAUUAAAUUAUUGUAAGAAGAACAGAAUUGAAAACAACAGUUU